This is a messenger RNA of Amborella trichopoda, 780 nucleotides long. RefSeq names its product polygalacturonase-like. Gene Ontology annotation, molecular function: polygalacturonase activity. The record is from RefSeq and is a predicted model, not a curated record. NCBI's taxonomy places the organism in Eukaryota, Viridiplantae, Streptophyta, Magnoliopsida, Amborellales, Amborellaceae. Gene Ontology annotation, biological process: carbohydrate metabolic process.
AUGUACCGGUCGCAAACUAUAUACUCUAUCCGACCACCUUUGGUGGACCAUGCAAAAAAUUUGGAAGGAAAUUUGAUUGCUUCUGCUAAUAUUAACAAAGUAGAGGAUGGGUCAUGGCUUAGGUUUGAGAAUGUUGAAGGGCUAGAGAUUAACAAAGUAGAGGAUGGGUCAGGGUUAGAGAUCAAUGGGGGGGUAUUGGAUGGGAAGGGAGCCCGCUAUUGGCUUUACAAGGAAGAUGAUGGAGAUUGCCCUGUGGGCUCAAAUGGGUAUUCUGAAUUAUCCUUUAGCGUUCAUUUUGCUGGAGGGGUUUUAAAUGGCUCACCUUCUCUAGUCUUCAACAAAUGCAAGAAUGUAAGUGUAAACAACCUCACGUCAAUGAGCAGCAAAAUGUUUCACAUUAUUUUUUAUGAGUCAGGAAGGGUUAGAAUUUAUGGUGUAAAGGUCAGAGCCCCUGCUAAUAGGCCUAAUACUGAUGGUAUUCAUGUGGAAGGAUCAAGUGAUGUCCUCAUAACAGAUGCAAAUAUACAUACUGGAGAUGAUUGUAUCUCAAUUAGACCAGGAACACAUGAUAUGUGGGUUGAGCAGAUGCCAACAUUUGGGAAAUUGCAGCUUGGGAGCCUUGGACAAUAUUUGGAUGAGCCAGCCGUGAGUAAAAAAUGUAGGUUUUUACGGGAUAACGAAUGGGUUAAGGAUAAAGACAGGCAAAAAGAUGCUAGCAAUCCAAGCAGGGAUAUUGAAUGGCAAGAUGUGGAUCUCAUUUACAAAGACCAUGAACUUUGA